Molecule: messenger RNA, 878 nt
Organism: Elgaria multicarinata webbii
Lineage: Eukaryota; Metazoa; Chordata; Lepidosauria; Squamata; Anguidae
Product: E3 ubiquitin-protein ligase TRIM69-like
Exons: 3
Coding region: 8-685 (225 amino acids)
Biological process (GO): protein ubiquitination
Cellular component (GO): cytoplasm
Molecular function (GO): ubiquitin protein ligase activity; protein binding
Source: RefSeq, a predicted model, not a curated record
AGCUUUCAUGGAACGGAUGGAGAAGAAAACUGGAAAUUCAUCAUUGGGCGAACUCGUGACCGGAGCGCUGAGCACAGGGGAUUACAAGGGGCCCAUGCAUUACGCAGUAUGGAAGGAAAUGAAAUCCAUCCUCAGCCCAGACAUUUCCUUUUUUACCCUGGACCCCAAAACAGCACAUCCGAACUUGAUUCUCUCUGAUGGGAUGACUUGCGUAAAGCAUAAUGACAAAAAGCAGAUGCUGCCAGAUACUCCAGAGAGAUUUGACUGCAGUGUUUCUGUCCUGGGAUCCAUAGGGUUCACCUCUGGAAAGCACUACUGGGAAGUGGACGCGCAGAAGAAGACCAAAUGGACCUUGGGAAUAGUGAGAGAGAGCAUUAACCGUAAAGGGAACUACCCACUGUCACCCAAAGAAGGACAUUGGCUUAUAAAGCUAAGGAAUAAGAAUGAGUUAAAGGCUGUAGAUGUCCAUGCAAAAUGCCUAAACAUUGCUCAAACGCCCAGUAGAAUUGGGGUGUAUUUGGAUUAUGAAGGUGGCCAGGUGUCCUUUUAUGACGCUAGCAUCAUGUCUCACAUCUACACUUUCACAGAAACGUUCACAGAGAAGCUUUACCCAUACUUUUGUCCAUGUUUGAAUGACUCUGGAGAAAACAGUGCUCCCCUGAAAAUUCUUGCCUAUAGUAUGUAGAUGCACAGUGAGGAAGAGGUCCAUAUGUAAAGCCCGAACCUCUGACCUACUAUAUACAGCUAAUGUAUAGGAUCUGGUGCUAAAAUCUCAUUACCAAUUCAAGGGUACAAGCUGGUAUCUUUGGACUUCUCUUGGGACCUAAUUCCAGCCCUGUUACUGGUGCAGGAGCAGUCAUUGGAGAUCCGGCACUGGU